Messenger RNA from Lactuca sativa (garden lettuce), 804 nucleotides. RefSeq names its product plastid developmental protein DAG. Gene Ontology annotation, cellular component: mitochondrion. Lineage: Eukaryota; Viridiplantae; Streptophyta; Magnoliopsida; Asterales; Asteraceae. Gene Ontology annotation, biological process: mitochondrial mRNA modification; cytidine to uridine editing. The record is from RefSeq and is a predicted model, not a curated record.
CAUUCAAAUAGGGUUUGCUGGACCGUUUGAGAAAAGUGGUCCCUAUGUUUCGGACGUCAGCAGACAGGUAGUGCAGCUCUGGUGUAUUCACGUUCACGAUGCGACGGAGCUUCAUCAGACUUCCGCUGACUUCCAUUACUCAGUACUUUGACCGUGUCACGUCCGCUGCACCGAUCAUCCCCACUCCUCCAACCAGUCGCCGUUCAUCAACCUCGGGCGCGCCUCCUCAAAUUCGGGGCCUGGAGUUGGAUCGUGCUGUAGCACCGAUCGAUGGCUGUGAUUACAAGCACUGGCUUGUGGUUAUGGAUCCUCCGAUAAGCUACCCAUCCCGACAUCAAAUUGUCGAACGUUAUAUACAAACCCUAGCUUCCGCAUUGGGUAGUGAGGAAGAAGCGAAGAGGUCAAUAUACUCGGUUUCUACAAAGUAUUACUAUGCAUUUGGUUGCAAAAUCGAUGACAAUGUGAUUAGUAGUAUCAAAUCCAUGCCCAAUGUUAGAUGGGUUUUGCCUGAUUCUCAUAUCUGUCAUGGCAAAGAUGAUUAUGGAGGAGAACCAUUUAUUGAUGGACAUGUUGUUCCUUAUGAUGAAAUGUUCCAUGAGGAUUGGGUAAAAGAUGAAAGCAACAAUGGAUUUAGGAGGAGAAGCGGAAGGAGAUCUAGAAGGAAAGAACAAAAGAUAGAUAGCAACUGAUCUUUUUCAUUUCAUGUUUCAAAAAUACAUAGGGUGAGUGUAUUUGAUGGAAGUUUGAUGCAUGUUAUGGGAGUUGUAUAAAUUUAGUUUCAAUAAUGUAAUGGAUUUGAUUCAA